AUGGCGUCGCUACUAGGAACACAGUAUGACUCCUCAAGUGAUGAUGAUAUGGGCUCUGCACCCAUCAAGUCAAACCAGGCACCGGCUGUAGUUGCGGCGCCAGAUGUCCCGGUAGAGGGCCCGUCACAAUUGCAUCUAAUGCUUAGAAAACCAACUGAUACUGCGCUGACAUAUAAUGCAACCUAUGAUGACCUCACGCGACCUCAAGCCGGACCAGCGAACCCUUUUAAAAAUGAAAAUUCCGGAGUAAAGAGAAAGAAUGUACUCACCGGAUACGCCGAAGAAGCCGCAAUAAGCGAGGCGACCUUCAUCACGCAGCAGCGCACAUUUCAGAGUUUAGGUUAUACCAAAGAUCCAACACAACCAGGAGCUUUUGUAGGAAAUAUGGAACAGGUGGCGCGGUACGGAGGGAAAGAUGUGGUGCAAAUGCGACCUUCAAAGGAGGAGAGUGCUUCUAUAAGGCGAAAACGACAAAAAAAGGGUGAUUCAAGCAUUGUUGAAGGGGAAGGGGCGUACCUGGGACCCUGGGCAAAAUACGAAGACGACGAGCUAGCUGAUAGAGAGGCCGAGGCCCUAGCUGAACUGGGCAGUGAUGAAGAAUAUAUCGAAGAAGCUAUUGUUCCGCCUAACAUGCCGGCAAUGGACAAGAAGGCUACGGCCUACCAGGAAGAUUUAUCUAGCGCAGAAACUACGGAGUUCCAUGGCACCGAAGAGCGCGACUAUCUGGGACGGACAUAUAUGCAUGUGCCCCAGGAUCUGGAUAUCGAUCUCAAGAAAGAGUCAGGAAGUGUGAAGAAUUACAUACCCAAGAAGCUGAUACACACCUGGAAGUCGCACACGAAACCAAUCACAUCGUUGCGCUUCUUCCCAGGUUCUGGCCAUCUUCUGCUUUCAUCAUCUGCAGACUCCAAAGUGAAACUAUGGGACGUGUAUCAUUCACGAGAACUGCUUCGCACAUAUUCCGGACAUGCCAAUUCCGUAUCCGAUACCACUUUUGACCCAACCGGAGCUACUUUCUUAUCUGCUUCAUAUGACCGGCAAAUAAAACUUUGGGAUACAGAGUACGGAAAAUGCAUCCAGCGAUUUACAACGGGGAAAACACCCCAUGUCGUUCGGUUCAAUCCAGACCCCGACAAUUCUCACGAGUUCCUGGCGGGCAUGUCUGAUAAAAAAAUCGUUCAAUUUGAUAUUCGUACAGGUGCUAUUACUCAAGAAUACGAUCAUCAUCUUGAUGCUGUCAACACUAUUACCUUUGUCGAUAAUAACCGCCGCUUUAUUUCCACCUCAGACGAUAAAUCACUUCGUGCUUGGGAGUACAAUAUCCCGGUGCCUAUCAAAUUCAUUGCCGAACCACACCUCUACGCUCUUGUCCGUGCAGCUCCUCAUCCCAAUGGCAAAUAUGUUGCUUUCCAGUCAGGAGACAAUAGUAUAGUUGUUUAUGGGGCCACAGAUAAAUUCCGCCAAAACAGAAAGAAACUGUUUAGAGGGCAUAACAAUGCAGGGUAUGCGAUUGAUGUUUCAAUCAGUCCUGAUGGCCAAUUUGUCACAUCCGGCGAUAGUGGUGGGUAUGUGUGCUUUUGGGAUUGGAAGACAGGCAAGAUGUGGCAUAAAAUUAAGGCAGGGGGAAAGGAAGGCUCUGCUGUUACAUGUGUGGACUGGCAUCCUCAAGAGACUAGUAAAGUUGCCACGGCUGGUUUGGAGGGUGUUAUCAAAUAUUGGGAUUAG
Messenger RNA from Microsporum canis CBS 113480, 1725 nucleotides. Its product is annotated as pre-mRNA-processing factor 17. Gene Ontology annotation, biological process: mRNA splicing, via spliceosome. Gene Ontology annotation, molecular function: mRNA binding; protein binding. The transcript has 2 exons. Gene Ontology annotation, cellular component: catalytic step 2 spliceosome. The record is from RefSeq and is a predicted model, not a curated record. NCBI's taxonomy places the organism in Eukaryota, Fungi, Ascomycota, Eurotiomycetes, Onygenales, Arthrodermataceae. Bases 1 to 1725 code for a protein of 574 amino acids.